This is a messenger RNA of Geodia barretti, 768 nucleotides long. NCBI's taxonomy places the organism in Eukaryota, Metazoa, Porifera, Demospongiae, Tetractinellida, Geodiidae. The record is from the annotation of a GenBank genome assembly.
AUGACUGCUGAAACCGGAUACGAACUUGAAAUGGGUGCUGGUACAGACCCGGACAUCAUGAUCGAAGUAAAUGAUCUUACUCAUUACUACGGUCCUACUCCGGCGGUUGAGAACGUGAAUUUCACCGUGCGUCGCGGGGAGGUUCUGGGGUUUUUGGGACCCAACGGGGCCGGGAAGACAACGACGAUGCGUAUAUUGACCGGGUUUAUGCCGCCGACCCGCGGGUCGGUUACGGUGGACGGCUACGACGUGGUUGGUGAUUCGCUGGAAGUGCGCCGGCGCGUUGGGUAUUUGCCGGAAUCAGUGCCGCUGCACACUGAGAUGAACGUUACCAGCUACCUGAAGUACAUGGGUACGCUGCGCCGAAUGAACGGGCGCCGGAUUCGCGCGCGGAUUGACGACGUGAUUGGUCUGUGCCGCCUGGAGGAUUACCACAAGACCCUCAUUGGCAAGUUGUCCAAGGGAUUUCGACAGCGGGUGGGAAUCGCCCAGGCGAUAUUGCACGAGCCGGAAGUAUUGGUGCUGGAUGAACCCACGAUAGGCAUUGACCCGAUUCAGGUGGUGGAGACCCGCAGCCUGAUUCAGGACCUGGGGCGGGAACAAACGGUGGUGCUGAGCAGCCACAUUCUGCCCGAGGUCAGCAUGAUUUGCGAGCGAGUGCUGAUUAUCCACGAGGGGCACAUUGUGGCGGCGGACACGCAACAACCUGGCUCAACACCUGCAGGGCGUGGAGCUGCUGGAGGCCCGGCAUCAAUGCCUAUCGGGUGA